Messenger RNA from Encephalitozoon cuniculi GB-M1, 930 nucleotides. RefSeq lists its product as uncharacterized. Gene Ontology annotation, biological process: protein phosphorylation; positive regulation of transcription elongation by RNA polymerase II. Gene Ontology annotation, cellular component: cyclin-dependent protein kinase holoenzyme complex; nucleus. The transcript has a single exon. NCBI's taxonomy places the organism in Eukaryota, Fungi, Microsporidia, Unikaryonidae. Gene Ontology annotation, molecular function: RNA polymerase II CTD heptapeptide repeat kinase activity; cyclin-dependent protein serine/threonine kinase activity; ATP binding. Bases 1 to 930 code for a protein of 309 amino acids. The record is from RefSeq and is marked provisional.
AUGGAGAAAUACGAAAAUAUCAAACAAGUAGGAGAGGGAGCGUUCGGGCAGGUUUACAAGUCCAGAAGAACAUCUGAUGGGGCAGUGUUUGCAAUAAAAAAGAUGCCAGUGGACAGAGAGACCGGCUUUCCAUUUACAGCCAUACGGGAGAUAAAGUUGUGCAAGAGCGUAAUUAAUAAGCACAUAAUAGGGCUUGACGAAAUUGUGUUCGAGGAGGGCUUCAUAUUUGUUGUACUUGAAUACAUGCCAUAUGAUCUGACGGGGCUUCUUGCAUCUGGCGCCAAGCUCAGCACCGACCAGAUAAGAUCGAUCACAUCGCAACUCAUAGAGGCUGUGAGCUCCAUGCACGGGAUGGGGCUGGUUCAUCGAGACAUAAAGCCCAGCAAUAUCCUGCUAGACUGCCACGGGAUGCUGAAGCUCACGGACUUUGGGCUGACCAGAGAGAUAUCGGGGAUGAUGACGAACAGAGUUUGCACACUCUGGUACAGGGCGCCUGAGCUAUUGCUUGGAGAAACAUCCUACAGCCUUAAGGUGGAUGCGUGGUCUGUUGGGUGCAUAAUGCUAGAAAUGAGGCUUGGGAGACCGCCAUAUAGAGGAAGCGAUGAAGUAUCGCAGAUAAAGCUGAUCUUCGAGGAGCUAGGCAUACCUCAGGACAAAUACAAGUGGUCUGACCUGCUUGACGUUGAUAUUUACUCCAAGAGCAGGAGUACCGAGGAAAUAAUUGCCGAGAGAUACGGACAUCUGUUUGACGAGGAAGAGCUAAAGGUUCUUUCUGGAUUUCUUUGCCUAACCAGUAGGAAGAGGUUGUCUGUGGCCAAUUCUAGGUAUUUCACCGUCAUCUCAAGCCACAAAAACACCUAUAUCCCACUGAGCUUUGAGGAAGCUCACGAGCUGUACACAAAGGAAAGGAAAGAAACGAAAAAGCCUUGA